AAUUUAAAUUUCAUUUAAAGUGUUGUUUGCUCUAAACCCACGGUCCAUUUUAGUUUUCAUUUUUAUGGGUUAGUGAGUGCUUCUGAGGCCUAGUCUUCGUCGUCCUACUUAAACCAGUGUGUGAUGGCAUCAAAGUCAACUGCGAGCGGAGAUAUGUCAAAGUUCAAGCAGGCACUGGCCAAGGCCAGCCAAAUUGUUGUGAUAUCAGGCGCAGGGAUUUCGGCUGAAUCAGGGAUACCAACUUUCAGAGGAGCGGGAGGUUUCUGGCGCAAGUAUGAGUCGACCAGGCUUGCAACACCUGAAGCCUUCAGAAAAUCUCCUUCUCUGGUCUGGGAGUUUUACCACUAUAGGAGAGAGCUUGUGCUUACAAAAAAACCUAACCAGGCCCAUUUGUCAAUAGCUGAGUUGGAGAAGCAGCUUGCGCAGGAAGGUAGCAAACGCAAAUUGACGAUCCUGACGCAGAAUGUGGAUGGGCUGCACAAGGCUGCGGGCUCCAGCAAUGUGGUAGAGAUUCACGGCUCUCUGUUCAAGACUAGAUGCACUGUGUGUGCGAAUGUAAAGGACAAUCGUGAUAGUCCCAUCUGUGAGGCUUUGAGGGGCAGAGGUGCCCCAGACUUGGACAAGGAUCUCCCAGAGAUCCCCGUAGACCAGCUUCCUCGCUGUAAACAGUCCAGCUGCAAUGGUCUACUGCGACCUCACAUUGUCUGGUUUGGCGAAAAUCUCCACCAGGACGCACUAGAUGCUGCAGAGUCUGCUAUGGAAGACUGUGACUUGUGUCUGGUGGUAGGCACUUCAUCAGUCGUCACCCCCGCUGCAUGGUGGGCUCCACAGUUGGCUGCUCGUGGCGUUCCUGUCGCAGAGUUCAACAUGGAGAAAACUCCUGUCACUGAUGAAUUUCAGUUUCAUUUCGAGGGUCCUUGCUCCAGAACAAUUCCAGAAGCUCUGGGAACGUAAAAGUAAGAUUAGUGGGACAGUUCAGGUAAUGUGUAUGAUUAUAAAUGGAUUUUAAUGGAUCAUUGAUUUGAUAAAAAAAUAAAUGCUAG
Molecule: messenger RNA, 1043 nt
Organism: Macrosteles quadrilineatus (aster leafhopper)
Lineage: Eukaryota; Metazoa; Arthropoda; Insecta; Hemiptera; Cicadellidae
Product: NAD-dependent protein deacylase sirtuin-5, mitochondrial-like
Exons: 6
Coding region: 124-954 (276 amino acids)
Molecular function (GO): protein-malonyllysine demalonylase activity; NAD+ binding; protein-succinyllysine desuccinylase activity
Source: RefSeq, a predicted model, not a curated record